This is a messenger RNA of Ipomoea nil (Japanese morning glory), 2127 nucleotides long. RefSeq names its product inactive TPR repeat-containing thioredoxin TTL3-like. Lineage: Eukaryota; Viridiplantae; Streptophyta; Magnoliopsida; Solanales; Convolvulaceae. The record is from RefSeq and is a predicted model, not a curated record. Gene Ontology annotation, cellular component: cytoplasm. Gene Ontology annotation, molecular function: protein binding. The transcript is spliced from 6 exons. Bases 439 to 2127 code for a protein of 562 amino acids.
AAAAAAAAAAAAAAAGAAAAACAAAAGAAAUAAAAAAAAUUUCCAUUUCAACUAUACUUUUCUCUUUUCUUUCUACCUCAUGCUCACCAUCUUCUUCACCCGAAGAUACAGAGAGAGGGAGGGGGAGAGAGAACGGAAGAUUAUUUCUUUCCUUAUUGGGCAUAUAAGGAAAGAAAUUUUAUUGUUUUACCCAACUCCUAGAGGGGUAUUUGCUAAUUUUCCCAAACCCCAUAACUAAUCUAUUCCCCUCUCUCUUCAUAAACACACUUUUUUUUUCCAUAAGAUAAAUUUAACACAUAUGCACGACCUUUCCAUGCAUGCAUGGCGGUGAGAAUUCAUUCAAUUCCAUCUCCUUUUCACUGUUUUGAGAAGAACUGAGUCUGGGAAGGCUUAGAAACAUACAAUUAAUGAUUAAUCAAAAUCUUGAAUGUGUGUGAUAUGAGAAACUCUCCUGAGAAGAAAUCAUCGGGUUGUGGGUUGCUAAAUGCGUUUUUCAGGCGCAGGAGUAAAUGGCAUAGGAGGUCCAACUCCACAGGCUCACUCAAAACGCACAGUGCACACAAUGAUAAUAAUGACAGAAAUUCUAUGCAAAGAAUUCCAACCAACUGGGAUGCUUUGAAUAACACCCAGAAACAGCCCGAUAGAAUCAUUGCUCGCCCUGGCCCGAACCAUUCCAAGCCGGCUGCUCCUCACAAUCACCAAAACCAGGACAAGAAAAGCUCCACUGAACGCAGGAAGGUCCCAGAGGGGACGACGGGGAUUUCAGGGGAGCUGGACAGCAUGAUCUUUGAUCAUCAGAGGUCAAAGGCGGCCAGCAACUUAGUCCGGGCUUCCUCCGGGAAUGUUAUGUUGUACGGGGAUCUGGGGAAUUUAAGACAACCUGGGAGCAACAACAUUGUUGUUACCUUGGCUCCUGUGGAAGAGCAGCAGAAUGGGAAAUAUGGUCAUGAAGAGGCUCCCCCCUCCCUUAUUUCUACCACCAUGGAUCCUGAGGAGUUGAAGGUUUUGGGGAAUGAGGAUUACAAGAAUGGGAGAUUUGCAGAAGCCUUGGCUUUGUAUGAUGCAGCAAUUGCGAUUCAUCCCAAUAAGGCAUCUUAUAGGAGCAACAAAUCUGCAGCUCUCACUGCUUUGGGGAGACUUCUUGAAGCAGCUUUUGAAUGCAGAGAAGCUAUUCGGCUUCAACCACAAUAUCAAAGAGCCCAUAAUCGUUUGGCAACUCUAUAUCUCAGAUUAGGUCAAGCAGAAACCGCGUUGCAUCAUUACAAACAGGCAGGGCAUGAAGCAGAUCCUGAUGUUCUGAACAACGCUAAAAAUCUUCAACUUCAUCUCUCCAACUGCACUGAAGCUAAGAAGCAAAGAGAUUGGAACACCCUUUUGAAAGAAAGUAGCCUAGCUAUAUCAGCAGCUGGUGCUGAUUCUGCACCACAGAUAUUUGCUCUGAAAGCUGAGGCACUGAUAAGGCUCCAUAGGUACCAUGAUGCAGAUGAAACUUUGCAGAAAGGCCCGAAAUUUGAUGUUGAUGAAUGCACCAAAUUCUUUGGCCCUGCUGGUAAUGCAACCAUGCUGAUCAUACAAGCUCAAGUCGACAUGGCUGCUGGCAGGGUGGAUGAAGCUUGGAAGGCAGCAGAACAAGCAGCUCGGCUAGACACUAAUAACAAGGAAGCAAGCAUGGUGGCUAAGAAGAUGUGCGCUGUUGCAAGUGCAAGAUCAAAUGGCAACGAACUGUUUAAGGCAGGAAGGUUUUCAGAGGCUUGUAUUGCAUACGGGGAAGGACUCGAACAUGACCCCUACAAUGCUGUCUUGCUGUCAAACCGAUCUGCCUGCCGGACAAAGCUUGAACAGUACGACCAAGCGCUCGAGGACUGCAAUGCUGCCCUUACUUUCCGACCAUCUUUCAUCAAGGCUAGACUAAGAAAAUGCGACUGUCUCCUCAAGAUGGGGAAGUUGAAAGCCUGUAUACAAGAAUGUGAGUCUUUGAUGAAAGAGUGUCCAGAAAAUGAGGAGGUUUACAGCAUCUUAGACGAGGUCAAGAUACAGCUCAGUAAGAGAGUUGCAGAUAAUGAAGAUGAAAACCAAGAUGUCUGGGAUAGCCAGCUCUUAAAGUUGAACCAGAGAGCGAGACUAUGA